ACAGUGAGAGUAGUUGGAUCAUCGUACGGACCGAGAAACAGACACGUACGGCCGUACAUUUCCAGAGACAAGUGUUGCUCCUUCGAGAAGACGAUCCCACGGGCGUUGUCUAGACUCGGAUGUAGAGGAUCAAUCCCAGCAGCAAUGGGGUUCGUAAAGUACAGUGGCCAUGGUUUAUGAAGAAGGGUUUCUGCCCACAUGGGGAUACAGCGUAAGCCGUUGCAGGCGCAGGUCUCUCUCACUGUUUUGCACGGACCGCAACUCCCUUUUUUCAAAACCCCACCACAAAAGUUGGACUUUUUUCCCCUUUAUUCCCCAUUUUUCAUUUCCCCUUUUCGAAAAAUAUGAUUUCGUUUCGGUUUUUCUCUCCUCUCCUUGCUCCAUAGCUAACUAACUGCCUCCUAUUUUCACACCUCCAUUCGGUUCUUUCUUGGCUCUCCCACUCUUUUGGAAAAAUGGAGCAUCGGGAUCAGAGGCAAGAGAGCCAUGGAGUCCAUAUUUGCAGUAAAUGUGGAUGGGCCUUCCCAAACCCUCAUCCAAGUGCCAAACACAGGCGUGCUCACAAGAGGGUUUGUGGAAAAAUUGAAGGAUUUAAGCCGGUUGAAGCUGAGGCUAACGACGCCCAUUUGCCCCUUUCAGAUGAUGAUGGUGAUCACAAAAAUUCCUGUCCUAAAGUCUUGGAAGGGAGUUGCAAUGAUAAGGGUGUUGAUGGAAUGAGGAAAAAACCAAAGGAAUCCGAAGACGAAGUGUUUUCAGAUGCUGUUGCAGAGUUUUCUGAGGGUGUAGGGCCGAACAAAUCCGUGGGAGAUGCUUCAAAUUUGGUAAGCACCUCGAAGAUGGUAGCGGAGGAUGAAAUGAAUAGCUCCCAAACUUUGAAAGACAGAGAAAUCCUUGAUCGUGUUCCAUUGUCAAGUUCUUUGACUGAAAACCGAAUAGCGGAAAGUUCCAUUGCUGCAGAAACUAUCGAUCAGUCAGGAAGUGAGCAGGAAAGCAAAAAUAGUCAAGAAUUUGUGAAUCUUGAGACUGAUUUUGGAACUCCUUCGUCAAGCUCUUCAACUGGAAACCGAAAAGUGGAAAAUUCGUUUGUUGCGGAAACUGCUAUAGAUCAGUCAGGAAAUGAGCAGGACAGCAAAAUUAAUCCAGAAUAUGGGAAUCUUGAGACUGAUUUUGGAACUCCAACAUCAAGCUCUUCGGCUGGAAACCGAAAAGUGGAAAGCUCAGUUGUUGCAGAAAAUACUGUAAAUCAGUCUGGAACUGAACAGGAAACCAAAAUUAAUCGAGAAUUUGUGAAUUUUGAGACCAACUUUAGAAAUGGGGAUUCAAUGAUUCUGCUCCAUGAUCAUAUGAAUGCUACUGCUACAGGUGACUUGUACCCGAUUGAACCUGAAAUGGUAAUAGCCGCUCCUGUUGAAAAUGUACCUCAGUGCUCCUUGCCAUCUCCUGAUAGAAGUUAUGAUGAAAAGAAAAAUGAGGGCUUCGGCUUAUGUAAUAACUUAGCAGAAAUCGCAGCAUCAUCUGGAAAAGUUGAUAAUAACAAAUUCGAGCCACUGCCAAAGACCGAAGAAACUGUUGACAUACCUACAGAGCCUACUGCACAUAAUGAAAUUCUUCCAUCAAUGGCUGAUGUUGACAGUUCCAUCCAUACUGCAACACCCCCAAGUGUUGUUUCUGAUGUUAAACCCUUUGCCUCAACUCAAGUCACAUCAUCUAAUACUGGAAAAGAAACAGAGUCUUGUAGUUCUUUCAAUUUACUAGAGACCAAUAAAAUAAAAGAAGGGAAUGACAAUGUGCAUCCACCUUCUGUGUUGAGUGAGGUAAAUGUUGUAGACCGUCCCAAGGCUUUAGUUAAAGAUUCAGAGGACCCUAAAGAAGUUAAAUUAACCAAUUGUGUUAUACAGGAGGACCCUCGUGAAGGAGUCAGUAGUCUGGGAGACAAUUUUAAGUAUCCUAAUACCAAGGAGAGUUAUCCUACUUUGCAGGCAGAGCCAUUUGACCAAGCCUCUGAAGGAGCUUCUUUUGACAUGAAAAGAGUGGAAAAUAGGCAAAAACAAGAAAGUGGAGGCUCCGAAGUGUUGGUUGAUGUGGAAGGUGCUCGUUCUAAGAACAGCGGUUGGGAAGUCGAAGAAGUUCUCAUUCAAGAAGUGGAUCCAACUCAGAUUAAAGAAGGUAUAUUGAGCGAAAAUGAAAAGCAAGAUAAGAGUCAAACCUUAAGUGAUGCUGCAAUAUUGCGGAUAGACAGUAUUCCUAUUCCUUUAGCCUCCCUUUCUCCAGAAGUUGAAACGGUGGCGCCUUCCAAGAAUUCCCUCAAUAGUUUUUCAGAAAAUGUUGCUGAAAUUUUGUUUGAUGAAAACUCCGUGGCUGCACCAACAGGUAAUCAGAAGAGUCUGGAUCAGAAUGAAGUCGGUACUGGAGCCGUUAUUUUAGCCGAUGAUGACAACAAGGCAGGAGCAUGUGGAAGACAUUUGGAGGAGUCGGUGCAAGUUCGUCUUUCAGCCAAUGUGCAUGAAAACGACGAUAGCGGUGUUGGUAAUAAGGAUAAAUUUGAUAAUCCAGAUGUAGCUGGAGUUGAGAACAACGAAGACCCUCCAGAGGAGAAGUUUUCAAUGGGGGUUGAUUACGCACCUGAAUCAAUUACUAACAGCAGGGAGAAAAAAUGCAUUGCUGUUGAAGAAGAUACAGCUGAUGGAUCUCCUAGGAAGUUAUCUGGGACUGGAAGUGCUGUGCUUGUGCCGUGCAUUAGUGAAGCGAAUGCUGAUGAUCGGUCAUGUUGUGUCGGGGAUUUCGACUCAGUUCAAAACACUUCUGACAUCCAAGCCAAAGAAAAAGCAAAUUUGCUUUUGGUAAGUAAGGAAUCUGUUAUGGGAAGAUCUGACGCUUCUCAGGAUGGAGAUGCAGUCAGAAUUACUUCUGAACCUUGGCAAGAUGAUGGUGUGAAAACCGACGUAAAACCGCAGCUUACAUCAUCCCUUCUCGAUGCUUCAGUCGAUGCAAGUAGCCGAACUGACAGUCUUGAAGGCCACUGGGGAUCUGUCUCAGUGCUCUCAACUCAGUCAGAUUUACCAGCUGUUGUUGAUUCUGAAGUAACGCCUCGUGCACGAGCUGAAGCAGAGGAAACUGACUUGAAGAAGGCAGAUGCUAUGACCGAGAGACAACAUUCUGACAGAUCUGAUUUGUUUGAGCCACCAUCGUUUAUGACAUUGGUUGAACCUAAUGGUGGAGGAAUGCAAAACUCAGCCUCAUCCGAAAUCCAGACUGCCCAAAACCGACAGCAGCCGAAUUCUGCAUCUCUGCAACCUGGCUGGUUUCCAUCUUAUACUCAUGUUGCAAACGACUCACCGGGAAGGAAGAAGAACGAAGCGAUUAUUGCCAAGGUGACAAACUGGAGCGCUGGGAAGCCGCACACUGCCCUGAAGAACCUUCUGGAUGACGCUGCACUCGAAAACAAGCAGAAAUCAUCACCAACCAGAAAAGAAAAUCUAGCUUCAAUGAUUCAGAAGGAUGAAAAAGCGACGAAAAAUGGCCCUGUCGACACAAUGGUCGACUCCGUUACACGCCCAAGAUCGCCUUCCGCACAAUUGGGAAACAAAGAGAUUGCAAAUGAGUGGAACUCCCCUGCAAGAUAUCCAUCAGACAUCAGGAGAGAAAGGAGGAAAGGGAAGCCAUAUUGGGCUCAAUUUGUAUGCUGUUCCUCAGUUCAUUAGAGUAGACUGUUUGAGAUGAGAUGUUGUACAACUUACUUGAAUGUUAUCUGUAUGAUUAGAUUACACUACAUUACUUGCACUGUCUCUGCCUGCCAUUGUUGUCUGCUCAGUUUUUAGGAUGCUUUGCUUUUUGGUGGAAAAUGUUGGCUUUUCCCAAGAAUCAUGUUUAUUUUGUAUGUUUGGUUAAUAAAAAUUUGAUGGAAUGGACGUUCUUUGGGGA
Messenger RNA from Momordica charantia (bitter melon), 3921 nucleotides. RefSeq lists its product as uncharacterized. The record is from RefSeq and is a predicted model, not a curated record. NCBI's taxonomy places the organism in Eukaryota, Viridiplantae, Streptophyta, Magnoliopsida, Cucurbitales, Cucurbitaceae.